UGUUAGACAUAUCGUCGCUCAGACAAGUUUGGUUUGGAGCCAAUACUAAAAGCUUUUACUAUCCUCAAUCUAUUAUACAAAAUAUAAAAUAUACACAUAUGUAUAUAUACAACUAACUAAAUUUCAAGUGCCGAGGGUAGCCUCACUCAUUCGUCGUAGGAAAAGCUUUCAGUUUCGUUUUCAUCUAAUAACAAAUCGGCAAAAGAAUUAUAGUUUUUAUUCGUGUAUCUUUUAUCUAUUUUGUGGGAUUCGCAUUUGUUGUUAUUAUUGGCAAUAUUGUGUUGCAUGUGUGUCUGAAUAAAGUAUCUGAUGAACGGAAGUUGAACUCUGCCAAAAGUUUAUAACUCGAAGUCAGUGAAAUGCGAGACUAGAAACGGAGAAGAAAUUCGGACUAUAAACUACACUGUGAUACAUUGGAACCUUUCUUUUUGAUUCUAUCUUUGCAAACUGCAGACCGUUGCAGAGCAGAUGUUGCGAGUCGGUUGCUAAUUACAUAAUGCGAACAAAUAACGACAAACUUGCAUCUAUUCCCAACCGGAGGAUCUAUGCAUGUAAGAUAAGAGUCCGCUGCGAAAUAUAGAUGAGAUACUUAGAAAAACCUCAUUGUGAACUUUCCUCAUUGUGGAAAAGUGUACCCAGUUGCAUAAGUGAUAUUUUCCAUACAUGCAUACUGUCCGCUUAGCUGGAAUCCGAAACCAGUUCCGUGCUUCCAGAACGCGAAGAUAGAUGUUCCAAAACGCUGUAAUUUACUUUGAAAUGUGAUUUCCUCUUGGAGAGAUUUACUACCACCAUUAAGCUUUGAAAACAUGUUAAUUACACCGCAAACUACAUAUUACAUGAAAGCUAAAUAUUAUAAAUUAUGAAAUUCUACGAAAUCGUUAUAUAUAAGCGCAGGCAUACGUAUGUGAUUCGAAUGUUUACAACCUAGAAACGAAGUAAAGUAACCAAGUAUCUACUUAAUCUUUCCAUUUGCCGGGCAUUUCAGUACGUACUGUGAUAUAUUGAAAGUGAAAUAAAAAGCCUUAUUUUCAAAAGUACGUUUUGUACUUAUUCGUAAUUUAAAUCGUGAAAGUGUUGAUCUUGCGGACAGCAGCUGGGUGUCGAUUGUGCAGCAUUUAUUGAUGUAAUCCCACUUACCAAAUUGGAAAAUAGUAUCCUUCAGAAUGGAUAACUGGAUGCAAGAUAUGGUUUCCAUGAUGACAGACGGCUCAAUCAGCCGAGUGAAGCAGGAGAUCGAGACAACGUCAUGUUGCAGUCCAACGCCUUCCAGUGGCAAUCAAAUUCAGCAGAUAGUGUAUAAUAAUAAUAAUUCACAAGCCUCACCUGGAUCUCCUGACCGACAGUUUUGCAGUUCAACAACAACAACGCUGGGCGAAAUAUGCGGCGAUUCAGGAAAUCAGUCGUCAAUGAAAGAAGAUAUUCCCAGGAGGUUAUGUUUAGUAUGUGGUGAUAUAGCAUCAGGCUUUCAUUACGGGGUGGCAAGCUGUGAAGCAUGUAAAGCUUUUUUCAAAAGGACCAUUCAAGGAAACAUUGAAUACACUUGUCCAGCAAACAAUGAAUGUGAAAUAAAUAAAAGACGACGGAAAGCAUGUCAAGCGUGUCGAUUUCAGAAAUGUUUACUAAUGGGCAUGCUAAAAGAAGGUGUUCGACUCGAUCGUGUUCGAGGUGGACGGCAAAAAUAUAGACGAAAUCCAAUAUCUAAUGCGUAUCAGAUGCAAGUACUUUACCCAUCAACUACAACCAGCCCCACCUCACUGGAUGAUAUUAAAAUCCUAGAAAUUCUUUCCUCAUACGAACAGGAUCCCUUAACCGUUAGCGACCUUCCGAUCGGUCCAUUGAGUAAGGAUGUCGAUGAUAAAACUUUGGUUUUCGAAGAUAAACCGAAAUGUGCUGCCGAUGCGCAUGAAACGUUGAGUAUAAUGAGUGAACUUUAUGAUAGAGAGUUAGUAGGGGUGAUUGGUUGGGCGAAACAGAUACCAGGUUUUACGGACUUGCCAUUAAAUGAUCAAAUGAAAUUGCUUCAAGUUUCAUGGGCGGAAAUUCUGACGUUACAAUUAGCGCAUCGUUCAAUUCCUUUUACGGGGAAAUUGUAUUUUGCGACCGAUUUUUGGCUUGAUGAACGAUCUGCUAAAGAAUCUGGUACUACAGAUUUUUAUUACCAUUGUGUGCAAAUUGCUCAGCGGUUAGAGAGGUUGUCACUGAGGAAGGAGGAAUAUUAUUUACUAAAAGCUUUAGCUUUGUCCAAUUGUGAUAUUCGUUUGGACGAUCAUUUGAUGUUAAGGAAAUUUAGAGAUUCUAUUUUAAGUGCGCUCAAUGAUUGUGUCUAUAUAUUAAGGCAUAACCUAGCAGUAUCACACCAGCAACAAUUACUAUUACUUCUACCAUCACUGCGGCAAGCAGAUCAGAUAAUUCGGAAAUUUUGGGUUAAUAUAUGUCGUGAGGGUAAUGUAACCAUGAAUAAGCUUUUCGUUGAAAUGCUUGAACCAGUGUCGAGAUGAAAAAUAAAAUGAUAUCAUGUAAUUGGUAAUUAAUUUUAAAAGUAAAAUGUAUUUUGUAAGAGCGACAACACGACCAUUUUAUUUUUAAUUCAAAUGUAAAGUUUUACAUUACAUUUACGCAUAAUACAUUUAAUUACACUAAAUGGUUUUUAUUCAUUACUAUUACUUUUGAGAAAGAAUCAUGAACGUUUCAUUUGGAAUCUCGUUAAUUGGGUGAUGUAAGUUAAAAUUUCUUAAAGUUAAUUUGUUUAUUAGUGAAAUUUUUUAAAAAAUUGUUCUUGGUUAAUUGUACGAAUUAUUGGAAUGUAAAUGAUGCAGAAAACGGAAGUGAAGUAAUUUGCAAGAAAACAUUAGAUGAAUGUCGUGUGAUCCAGGGGUUUCUUGGCUGUGUAUAGACUAACAAUAUUAAAAUAAAGAAAUCAAUAAUUACAAUAACGAUUAGAUAUGUUAACGACUGCUAUUACUUUUUUUGGUACGGUGAAUCGGUUUAUUGAAACCAUUAAGUUUUGUCAUUAUUGUCAUAUUGCUAUUUUUUGUUUCUCAUACAGAAUGAGCUGAUCAUCAUUUUAUGUGCACCACUUACGCGAAGAUCUUUCCAUAGUUUUAAUACAAAUAGGGUUUCCCUCUAUGCAUCUUAUAUUGAUCAUACUGACGAUUAUAUAAAAUAUCUACGAUUGUAUGCCUGUAGACGGUGCAUAUAAACUGGGGUCCCUACAAAUGAUUUGUUUGGCUUAAAACGGUGCCCACCUUCAAGUAAUUAAUUUGAAGCGAUUCAGCACUACCAUAUCCAAUCAUUUCCGUUGAUAUUAUCCACUAUCGCAUAUACUUCAAACAGCAGUUUAUAAUUAUUAAGAUCGAAUUCAGCCAGCAGCAAAAUGCACAUCUGUUAAAAAGCAUUUACAAGUAUAAAUCUAACUAAUUUGAAAACAAGGAAACUGAGAAAACUAAUAACUUAGCUUUAAGAUACUAUUCCACUUAGAUACUAUAUGUACAACACAUCAUUUUUUAGCGUUUGAUUAAAUAUAGUUUUACAACUUUAAAGCUGGCCAAUUGAAUACGAAAGCAUUGUAUUUCAUCAUGUUGUAGGUUUACUGAAAUUAGAGAAGUAUGUUUGAAAAAGUUGUCAAUUGUAAAUGAGUUGAAAUAUAUUAGGUAAUUUUGUUUAAG
Molecule: messenger RNA, 3665 nt
Organism: Hermetia illucens (black soldier fly)
Lineage: Eukaryota; Metazoa; Arthropoda; Insecta; Diptera; Stratiomyidae
Gene: ERR
Product: steroid hormone receptor ERR1
Exons: 7
Coding region: 1164-2498 (444 amino acids)
Biological process (GO): regulation of DNA-templated transcription
Cellular component (GO): nucleus
Molecular function (GO): zinc ion binding; sequence-specific DNA binding; DNA-binding transcription factor activity
Source: RefSeq, a predicted model, not a curated record